Aspergillus candidus is the source of this 4462-nucleotide messenger RNA. RefSeq lists its product as uncharacterized. The transcript has 4 exons. Bases 81 to 4247 code for a protein of 1388 amino acids. Lineage: Eukaryota; Fungi; Ascomycota; Eurotiomycetes; Eurotiales; Aspergillaceae. The record is from RefSeq and is a predicted model, not a curated record.
CCUUCAUGUCUAUCUCUCAGUCCACGCUUCUCGUCGCCACUCUUUACCCUGCCUUCCGUUUGAGAUCGCUUGUCUAACAGAUGUCGCACCCUGUCGACCUCACAGACUCGGGAAUUGUUAUGGCAGAGCAGAGCAGCCACGAUGUGGUAAAACAAACCCUGUCGGGCGGCGACCCUUCGCCUUCCGACGUUCCUGCGAGCACCAACGACAAGCACACUGCUGGAGGGGACGUGGGGGAGUUCAAUCAUACCGCUUCAACAUCGCAAUCCGAGAUCACGGUCAACACGCCACACGACGAGCAGAGGACGGACGCCGAAUCUUCGACGGAACGGAAUGAAUCGGGAAGGAACUCUGGGAAAUCGUCGACUGAUAUCCCGAAGCAGAGUCCGGGGGCGGUAGCCACGCGAGCACUGGAAAUGAACGGAGUAGCGUCGGGGUCGGAGGCUGGAGAGGAGACGGCUUCGCUGGGCGGCUCGGAAUCCGAUGCCAGUCGGACAGACGGCAAACUGGGCUCGCGUCCCAAGAAGCCCGCAUCCUUCAAGCCGGUCAGCUUCGCCAAGUUUUCGGUUCCUAAGGCCCCGGGUGCUUCUCCGACGACCAAACCAGCGGAAAAAGCCCCUUUGUCUAGCUCGACCACACCCUUGGGGACGCCGCUGCCGAGCUCAAGGCCGCGUUUGGUCGCGAAAACGACGGGCAGCCUACGAGACGCUUUGUCAAAGACCGGGCCCGGUGCGGCUAAAUCAGGAGCACAUGGACCGGACCCAAACCAAGUGUGGAAUAAGAAUCGACCGGUACAACAAACACCUCCGAAGAAUCUGACGGACGAAGAACUGAAGCAACACUAUGGAAUCCACUUGACAUCGCGCAUUCAAGAAGACGGUGGCGGAACGGAAUCGAAAUGGGCCGAUAUCGAUGAUGACGAAGACGACUGGGCCCCGGAGACAAUCGAAUGGACGGAUGGGACGAAGAGCAACCUGAACCAGCCGCCAGAGCCGGAGCCUCAGCCAGAGACUGCGCCGCCAGUCAUCCCUGAUGACAGACCGCCUGCAGAACCUAGGCAAGAGGUCUUGCCUCGUGAAGUAGAGACUGCGCAAGAGCCCCCGCAAGAGUUCCCGCCGGUUGAACACGUUACGAUCACCAAGGAGACACCCAAGUUUGUUCCGAAACCUACAACUUCUGUCGGCCCGAAUCCGACAAUUCUGCGACUCGGGGCGAACUCAGAACGACAGAUCAAGAGUGGAAGCUUCUCCAUGAAGGGACCUGGCGACAAAUCUCUGUCGUCGUCCACUAGCCCCGCCCCUCCCCCUCCUGUCAAAUCGCCAUGGGCACCACUGCCUCCGGUGGAGAAGAUGUCCCCCGUUAUGCCGCCCGUUCAGAUUCAACCGUUGCAGCGCCCUCCAGUGAAAGAACCCGUCCGCCAUGAUGGUUUCCAAGGACCUCCACCGCCGAAGGAGAUCGCCGCAGAUGAUUUCAACCGUGUAUGGAGGGAACAGUCCGGUACCCGCGAGCUCUAUAACUCGCGAUCUGGUCGUUAUGAACCCGUCGCCGAACCUCGAAAGGGCACUUGGCGCGCCGAGCAGAACGUGCGGACUCCUUCUGUGCUGCAAAGGCCCGCGCCUGGUGAACAAACCGGCCCUGCCGAGCCCUCCGCGGCUUUCCAAACCCAUCGGUCCAGCGGUCAAGAUGGCAUGCAUUGGCCGCGCCGCCGGACGUCAUCUAACGUAAGCGGAGGGAGUGGCAGCUUCGGUCGUCGGAUGUCGAUUGGUCGACCUGACGCUGCGCAACGGUCAUUUGACAAUAGGAGAGGAUCCCUGGUCAACGGAAUGGCGGACCCGUCGAUACAGUCCAGAGAGGUAGCACCGAGAGAAACUCACAACCGUGAACUUUCACCGUCGCGGCGUGGUCCAGGGGCUCCUUGGCCUCAACGCAACGCUGGGCCCGUAUAUGACCAAGGCCCAGCCGCGCCUGGUGUAGCUGCACCCCCAGCAGGUCCCCACCCCGCCGAAGACAAUCAUGAUCAUGUUGCGGUACCACAGGCCCCACAGGCACCCCAGGCACCCCAAGAGGAUCCGGUUGCAAUACAACAACGGAUCAUGAAGGAGAAGCGGAUGGAAGCCCGACAGCGAAGAAUCGAGCAGGAAGAGAAGGAAGAAGCGGCCAAGCGCGAAAGAAUUCGGCAAAAGCUCGAAGCGCUGGGCCCGGCGCCGGCGAAGCCGGCAGAAAAGCGCAAGGAAUCGGUCGAUGGCGGCCGACCCGAAGCGCAUUCACCGGCAGCCCCCGCGCAUGUCAUACAGUCGCCGCCCAAACCGCCGGUCCCGGAACCAACUGGGGAACCGAAACAAUAUGGAAUGAUGAAGGUCCAUCACCCGGAUACUGUCAAAAAGCUCGUUGGGAAGGACAGGCCGACGGAGACCGCUCCGAACGCUCGCCGCGCCGCGUCGCCGCACCGCGAACCCAGGCCCGAACCUACCGUGGCCAAUGGAUUGCAGCAGUCCGAUGACACUCAAACGCAAGCCCAUGAUAAAAGCCCUGAAGCCAAGAUCGACGAGCAGAGCCCUCAAUGGAGAGGUGGCCUCAAUGUCCCUCCCAAUGUCCCUACCAAUGUCCCUACCAAUGUCCCCACCAAUGUCCCGACGACAUAUUCGCCGUGGUCUGCAAACGCCAAGCUCGUCGGAACUUCCCCUUCCCUGUCAAAUCCUUGGAAGCCACUCAGCAAUGACAAGACUCUCGGCAAUGGCAUAUUUGAACAAGGCCUUGGAGGGUUCCCAUCUCGGGACAUCUCCCUACGAAGCCACUUUGGCUUAGAGCAGCCGGCUCUUCCCCCGGGGUCUCAGCCUUUCUCUGCUCCAUCCCGAUCCCCGCAGGACAGUGCGUCGAUAUCCCCCUUGCCAUCCCCGGAGGUCCGGUUCAUUCCCCCUCCUUCUAUUGUGCGGCCGGGCCCGAUUGGACCCCCCAGCUCCCAGCAGCAUCACCGGCAACACGAGAACCGCGUUGCGGGCACAACGGCUUGGAACAACUUCCCCACCGUUGCUGCAAAGCGCGAGGCUGAAGAAAGCGAGAAACUUCGGAAUGAGAUGGGUUCGAUUCGGGAGGGCGCGACGUCACUCCCAGUCGCGUUCAACGAGACCUGGCGGCAGGUCCGCACAGGGGAACAAGUCGGUCAGAGGCAGGUUGUCGGAAUCUCCAGGUCCACUGACAGCAGUGCGCCGCUCCCGAAUCCCCUUGCCACUAUUGAACCCGCUGUCAGCACGCUUCCAUUCACCGAGACUCAUGCACGCCCAAGUGGCAGCGUCCCUGUCCGCAGUUCGAGGUUCUUCCCACAGGUCACGGAACAGAAGAAGUCGGCCUUCGAGGAACCGGACUACAUGCGUAGUCCUUCGCCACCUCCCCCAGAAGAAAUGGCGAGCCAUCCUGUCUUCACUGGCGAUUCGCACAAGCCUUUGGUGCAUCUUCCUGGGCCGAAGCCUAUCGUCAAACUUCCUCCCAAGGUGGUCGCUCAACCUCAACCACCUCCAACCUUCGCCUCUAUGGUUGCCGCCCCCCCGCGGACAGCUCCUGUGUCUACUGCGACUUCGUGGCAAGAGAAAAUCGACUGCCUUUUCGGGAAGAAAACGGCACAUGAGAAGAAGAGCGCGUUAGCGGUCACGUCAUCGUCCAAGGAGCCGCUUGAUGUACCACUGCACAUCGCCGCCGUCUCGGUGUCACUCCCCAACAACGGAGAGCUUCCUGUUGGAGACGGUGAGGUCAUUGCCCGGCAAGUUGAGGAGGUAGAGGAGAUGUUUGAGGACCGUGAAGCAGGCUCUCUGCCUGUCGUCCGAGUCCCUACCAUGGCCCCCGCAGCGGCAUGGGCGGCAGCACCACCCCCUUCCCAAUCUCGCCUACGUUCGAAACAUCUCAAGGCGAUGCAGGUCCACAGCGUUGAGCCAUUCUCAUUUGGACCUUACGACAAGGAUCAGUCUGGAAAUGUCCGAAUCAACGUUCGUCUUUCCGGUGUAAGUGCCCCGAAGACGGUUGUGCUUUCCAAGAAAGCCGGAGGCCAACAUUCUCGACCUCGGGGACCCUCAACCUUCAAAUCACGAAGGAGUGGAAAGCCCCGCGAGACAACUGGAGGCUCGAAUCCCAAAAAGUCGACGUCUCAACAGACAAGCGGAACUGGGUCUCCGCGCCACCAGUCCAAAGGCAACUCAGGCAACAAUAACAACAACAACUCCUCCUGGGGACCACGCAGCUUCAGCGGCUCCCGUUAAAUCGGCCCGAUUGAGCAAGAUCCUCUUUAUUAGGCAGGUGAGGAAGUCGCAUUUUUUCGAAUUCAUCACUGCCCACAACCCCCCCUCUCGGAUUUGAAUUGGUUUUUGCCGGGUUUCGAGUAAUUCCUUGAGCGUUUUUAUUUCGGUAUUGAUGAGCUACGCCUGUGUGGGAAAUUCAUUGGGUCUGGACUGGUUUCUUCUUUCUUUUUCUUUCU